Messenger RNA from Gymnodraco acuticeps, 2670 nucleotides. RefSeq names its product collagenase 3-like. Gene Ontology annotation, biological process: collagen catabolic process; extracellular matrix organization; proteolysis. The transcript is spliced from 10 exons. Gene Ontology annotation, molecular function: metalloendopeptidase activity; zinc ion binding. Gene Ontology annotation, cellular component: extracellular matrix. The coding region runs from base 128 to 1543 and encodes 471 amino acids. NCBI's taxonomy places the organism in Eukaryota, Metazoa, Chordata, Actinopteri, Perciformes, Bathydraconidae. The record is from RefSeq and is a predicted model, not a curated record.
GGAAUAUUGAGUCAAUCACUGAAGGACGUAGUUGCUCAACGCGCCCUGUCGCUCUGAAGUCCUCAGCCUAUAAAACAGCUGCCCUCUGCACAGUAACAAAAAUUAAACUCGAGAACGAAACGAAGACAUGAAGACUUUCAAUCUGUGCACUCUGCUGAGCCUGGCACUCACAGCUUACUGCAUGCCAGUAUCACAGGUUACUGUGGAAGAUGAGGAACGUGCAGAGAACUACUUAAAGAAAUUCUACAACCUAACAGAGGAGACUACUAACGGGCGGGGGGUCAGCCCAGUGAGCAGGAAGCUGAGUGAGAUGCAGAGAUUCUUUGGUCUCCAGAUCACCGGGACGUUGGAUGUUGACACCGUGGCAAUCAUGAAGAAGCCUCGCUGUGGUGUUCCAGACGAAAAUCUUGCCCGUUUCUCCACGUUUGGACAGUACAAGUGGCAGAAAAACAGCCUUACCUACAGGAUAGUGAACUACACUCCGGACAUGUCUGUGUCAGAGGUAGAUGAUUCUAUAGAAAGAGCUCUGCAGGUUUGGGCCAAAGUCACUCCUCUGAGAUUCACCAGAAUCUACAGUGGCACCGCUGACAUCAUGAUCUCCUUUGGCCGCCAAUCACAUGGUGAUUAUUACCCCUUUGAUGGCCCUGACGGUACUCUUGCCCAUGCAUUCGCCCCAUCCCCUGGCAUUGGUGGAGAUGCUCAUUUUGACGAGGAUGAGGACUUCACUUUCCGUUCAAACACAGGCUACAUCCUCUUCAUGGUGGCUGCCCAUGAGUUUGGCCACUCCCUGGGCUUGUCUCACUCUGAUGAUGCUGGUGCUCUCAUGUACCCUGUGUACACAUACAGAAAUCCUGACACCUUCAUCCUACCCCGGGACGAUGUCAACGGCAUCCAGUCUCUCUAUGGCCCAAGCCCUGAUACGGAUUCCUCUGGAAAGGAACCACUGCCCCCCACCACUCCUGAUGCCUGUGAUUCAACCAUGGUCUUGGAUGCUGUCGCCACCCUGCGAGGAGAGAUGUUCUUCUUCAAGGACAGCUUCUUCUGGCGGAGCUACCCUCAGAGCAGCACACCUCAGCAGAGUCUCAUCACAAACUUCUGGCCCGAUGCCCCCUCAAACAUUGACGCUGCUUAUGAAAGCCGAAGCUCAGACAAAGUCUAUCUCUUUAAAGGAAAGAUGGUUUGGGCUUUCAGUGGAUAUGAUCUUGUAGGCGGCUAUCCUAAACCAAUUUCCAGUUUUGGUCUGGCCAAAAGUGUGGAGAAAAUUGAUGCAGUCUUUCAUGACGUGGACACUGGCAAGACUCUGUUCUUUGUAGGCAGCGAUUACUACAGGUAUGAUGAGGUCAGAAAAACUAUGGACCAGGGAUUCCCCAAGCGAGUGGAUGAGACUUUCUCCGGACUGACCGGCCAGGUGACUGCAGCCUUCCAGUACAAAGGUUUUACCUACAUCUACAGUGGAAAAUACAUGUUUGAGUACAGCCUGAGGUCCGGGAGGCUGUUCCGCGUGCUGAACAACAGCUACUUCCUGCGCUGCACUAACUUCUAAACUACUUUAUAUGUUGUUCAUAUGACCACCUUGAAUGAGGAUGAAGGAAACAGAGUUAAUUGGACUGCUUUUAUCCAGCAUUUUUCUACUCUUAGCACCACUCAGAGCAUUAAAUCACCUGCUACUGGGGUUAGGGUAAGAUCCAAAUGUCUAUAAUUUAUAAUAAUAUAUUUUAUAAUUUAAACAUGUGAUGUUACACAUUACAGAGUAUAUACUGGAUAAAUACUCUUCCUCAGAAAACAGCUGAAAUAUUACUUUUUAAACUCAUUGCUUAUUUAUCUGUAUUCAUCUCAGGAUAUGAAUGUCAUAUGCACUGAUUAAUUAUUGCUAUUGUUGCUGUUAUACUUUUUUAUUGAAUGUAUUUUAACUGUGGAACUUGAAUUCCCCUUUCUUUUGAAACAUUGUUAUUUCCAUUUGCACAUGUAUGCACACAUUUGUACACCACUGUGAAACAAAAUAUGAAUGCAUGUAUGGUAACAUCUCAAAAGACAAGUGUGAAAAGGUAUAUAGAAAUUAAUUGAAAAAAAAAAGUUAAAAAAAAACAUUUCUAAGUAUAUUUUGUUGUAAUUUUACAUAAGCAGAUCAAAACAUCCUGUUUGCCAUUGCAAGUGCAUUUACUUAAUAACACUGAGAAUAACCUAAGUUAGAGUAUAUAAAGAACAAUUAUGCUACUUCACACCUAAAUGUCUUGAUCAUGAAUGCCACCGAUGUGAGGACGAUACAUUGUUUUAAUAUUCUGGCGUUAACAAAGACAAACUUAAAGGUGGGGUAGGUAAUUUUGGAGAAACCAGCUCGAGUGCGCUAGAAUUUGAAAAUACACAGCCGGAAAAAAUCUGCCACUUCCUUACAGAGCCCCUCCUGGAUGUAAAGAAAACAUGUCAUAUGCAUUACUUAUUGGGAUACUUCAGUCAUUACAAUGCAUCCCCAAGGGACAAAGAAUAUUCUACUGAAUCUAACUGCGAUCCAACCAAAAAGUUGAGAUAUUUCAGUCUGGAGGAAAGUUGACCCAACAACUGACCAACAGACAAUACCAUCUCUAAAGUCAUGCCAACAUGGCAAAAAACAUUCAAUAUGGAGAGAUGAACAGGUUCUCGAUUAAAAUUCAGAGCAUUAAUUCAGCAUCAAAA